Elgaria multicarinata webbii is the source of this 516-nucleotide messenger RNA. It is a transcript of the gene BTC, whose product is annotated as betacellulin. The transcript is spliced from 5 exons. Gene Ontology annotation, biological process: epidermal growth factor receptor signaling pathway; positive regulation of cell population proliferation; positive regulation of mitotic nuclear division. The record is from RefSeq and is a predicted model, not a curated record. The coding region runs from base 1 to 516 and encodes 171 amino acids. Gene Ontology annotation, molecular function: epidermal growth factor receptor binding; growth factor activity. Lineage: Eukaryota; Metazoa; Chordata; Lepidosauria; Squamata; Anguidae.
AUGGCCCCGGCGGUGUUCCCGGGCUACGGCCCCCUGCUGCUCCUGGGCCUUGCCAUUUUCAACUGUGUGACUGGUAAUGGAAAUGCAACAACUGAACAUGAAGCCAAGAGGCUGUCCUGCAGCUACCCUAAUGGAAACUGUACAGAUGGCACCAAAGGAUUGAGGUGGAGGGGACAUUUUUCUAAGUGUCCUGAGGAGUAUAAGCACUACUGUGUCAAGGGAAGAUGUCGUUAUGUUGCAGUAGAAAAAACACCAGCAUGUGUCUGUGAGAGCGGUUACACUGGCGCAAGAUGUGAGAGGUUGGACCUGUUUUACCUAAGAGGAGAUCACAGCCAAAUUGUGGUGAUUUGUUUGAUAGCUGUUAUGGUGUCAUUUAUCAUCCUGAUUGCAUGUACAUGCACUUGCACUCAUUACUGUCGAGAGAGACGUAGGAAGAGGGAAGAGGAAGAAAUGGGAACACUUGACAAGGGAUUGCCUAUUAAAACUGAGGAUAUUCUAGAAACUCACAUUGCUUAA